Aspergillus pseudonomiae is the source of this 1629-nucleotide messenger RNA. RefSeq names its product MDR family MFS transporter. Lineage: Eukaryota; Fungi; Ascomycota; Eurotiomycetes; Eurotiales; Aspergillaceae. The transcript is spliced from 6 exons. Gene Ontology annotation, biological process: transmembrane transport. The record is from RefSeq and is a predicted model, not a curated record. Gene Ontology annotation, molecular function: transmembrane transporter activity. The coding region runs from base 1 to 1629 and encodes 542 amino acids.
AUGUCUCCGACUCCUCCCACAGAAAACGAAGGCAUAGUUACCGAUGUCAGUGAGUGGACUAUAUAUGGGGAAGCGCCAGACACGGAUAAAUAUGUCAAGUUCUCGAGUCUGCUCUUGCUGUCAAUCGUACUGUGCUUGGCGACUCUGUGCGUAGCUGUAGACAACACCAUAACUUCGACCGCGGUGCCUCGGAUCACCCAUGACUUCCACAGCAUUGAGGACGUGGGUUGGUAUGCAGCAAUUUACCCCUUGACCUCCUGCGCAUUCCAACCUUCCUUUGGCAAGAUCUAUACGCUCUUCUCCAACAAACCCGUCUUCCUGGCAGCGUUGUUGAUAUUUGAGAUCGGAAGCACUGUAUGUGCUACUGCACCGAAUUCGAAUGUUUUCAUUUUUGGACGGGCAUUAGCAGGUCUGGGGUCUGCUGGGAUACAAGCAGGUACUACGCUCAUCCUCGCUGAGUGUGUGCCGCUACACCAGCGACCGACAUGGAACAGCAUCGUUGGUAGCAUGUUUGCAGUCGGGAGCGUAGCGGGGCCUUUAUUGGGAGGAGCCUUUUCAGACUCAACCACAUGGCGUUGGUGUUUUUACAUCAAUCUUCCAAUAGGAGGCGUUAUCAUAAUCUCCAUCGCCUUGUUCUAUGAUAGAAGGCGCGGUGGCGAGAGGGUCUUGGAGUCGGCCAGAAUUUGCAAUCAGAUCGCGCGCUUCGACUUGGCUGGUACUUUCACCCUUGUAUCAGCAACGAUCUGUCUUCUUCUAGCACUGUCAUGGGGCGGGACUACAUACGCAUGGGACAAUCCCCGCAUCAUAGCCCUGCUCACGGUCGCUGAUCGUGCCAUCGUUCCUUUACGCUUACUACGUAGGCGAAGCGUAAGUGCGGCAAUCUGGUACAGUCUCUGCCUGGGAGGCGUAUUCUUUGUCAAUGUUUUCUACAUACCGCUCUGGUUUCAAAUGGUCGAUGGCGUCUCUGCCGUCAAAUCCGCUAUCCUGUUCAUCCCAUUCAUGCUCAGUGUCGUCGGUGGAUUCAUGAUCUCGGGCUUUGGGACCGCUACGACGGGAUAUUAUACACCUUUCGUCUACGCGGGGUCAAUGUUUAUGUCGAUAGGUACCGGCCUAUUGAUGACGGUUCGGCCUCAUCACACCUCGCGAGCGAAAUGGGUUGGGUAUCAGAUCCUAUGCGGCGCUGGAAUCGGCCUAGGCGAAGAACAAGGGCUAUACAUGGUCCAGACAACGCUUCCUGAAAAUGAUGUGGCAACUGAGAUUGGACUCAUAUUGUUCGCGCAGACCUUUGGUGGAGCCCUCUUUGUGUCAGUUGCACAGGCAGUUUCCCUGCGCAACAUUAGCGAGGCUUUGAAAACAAUGGCCCUGAACCUGGACCCUCAUUCUGUUCUGGACGGCACAUCGAUUAACUCCUCUUAUGCUCAGGCAUCUCCAGAACUACAGGCAGGCUAUGGCAUGACGAUCAAAGAUGCUCUCCGUGUUGGGCUUGUCCUCGCGACGGUAUCGAGUCUAGGUGCCGUGCUGUACGAUUGGAAAAGUACGAAGACUAAGCGCGAUGAUGGGAACAAUGAACCAAACAGGGACCAUAGAUUGGAACAUACAGGAGACCUUCAGAUGCUGGAUAGGAAGUAA